GGAUUUCUCAGAGCACAGAAUGAGAGAUGCUGCUUGUGGUGGAGGGGCUGAGGAGCACUGUGAGGAAGGAAAAGGAGGGAAAGGAGGGGUGAGAGGAGAACAGAAUACGUUGCCUGUGCACAACUGGAUGCAGCCGGGAGUGCACUAGCGCCUGUGGGAGGCAAGAAAAAGAACCUGCCUGGAAUGGAGGAGAGCGAUGCAGCACAGCUGCUGUUGUCAGGACUCCCUCCACCUUUCAUCUGCCGCCACACUGGAUUCUGCGUUAAUGAGAAAGAGUCAGAGCAGCUCUGGGAUGCCUAAGAGACCAGCUGCUUGUGUUCAACUUUGACAUGAUGCUUAGAGCAGGAGAGGCGACCACUUUCCAUGUACUGCUGCUGAUGCUGCUUCCAUCUCUGUGCUGGUACCACCUGUGUCACUCUCUUCUACCUCAGGCCACAAAUGACAUUUCCAAAAAGAGGAAACAGCCUAGCUCGUGGAUGGCAUGUUGUAGAAGAAGACAGGAGGCUCCAAAUCUCUCCUCCUAUGCAAAAGCAGAAGAUAAACUGUUCAAAUACCUCUUUCAAAACUACCAGAAAUGGGUUCGUCCAGUGGAGUACCUAAACCAGACCAUCAGCGUGAAGUUCGGGUUGGCCAUCUCCCAGCUGGUUGAUGUGGAUGAGAAAAACCAGUUAAUGACAACUAAUGUUUGGAUGAAACAGGAAUGGGUUGAUAUGAAAUUGCGAUGGAGCCCUGAAGACUUUUUGGGCAUCACAACCAUCCGUGUUCCCUCAGACAGGAUCUGGCUUCCUGAUGUUGUACUUUAUGACAAUUCAGAUGGACGUUUUGAGGGAACUAUCACUAAGGCUGUCGUCAAGUACAACGGAACCAUUUCAUGGAAUCCACCAGCCAACUACAAGUCCGCCUGCACCAUCGAUGUCACCUUCUUCCCAUUUGACCUCCAGAACUGUUCAAUGAAGUUUGGAUCCUGGACCUAUGACGGCUCACAGGUGGAUGUCCUUCUGGAAGAUUUUCAUGUGGAUAAGCAGGAUUAUUUUGACAAUGGGGAAUGGGAGAUAGUGAAAGCAACAGGCAGCCGUGGUCUCAGAACUGAUGGCAGCAGUUCCUAUCCCACCAUCACCUAUUUCUUUAUUAUCCGUAGGCUGCCUCUUUUCUACACUCUCUUCCUCAUCAUCCCUUGCAUCGGCUUGUCCUUUCUUACCAUCCUUGUCUUCUAUCUGCCCUCAAACGGUGGUGAAAAGAUCUCUCUCUGCACCUCUGUGCUGGUGUCACUCACAGUCUUCCUCUUGGUCAUUGAAGAGAUCAUCCCUUCGUCUUCCAAGGCAAUCCCUCUUAUUGGGGAAUACCUGGUCUUUACCAUGAUCUUUGUCACACUCUCAAUCGUCAUCACCGUCUUUGCCAUCAACAUCCACCAUCGCUCCUCAUCAACACAUCAUGGCAUGGCACCGUGGGUGAGAAAGAUUUUCCUACAUCGGCUACCUAAGCUGCUAUGCAUGCGCAGCCAUGUGGACCGGUACGCUGCAGCCAGAGUGCCUGAAUCAGAAAGAAAUAUUGGAUUAGGAAAUAUAAAAAAUCCAACUCCUGAGCUCACUCCACUUCUCUACACCCAGCACAACCUCAAAGCAGCUUUGGAAUCUAUUCGCUACAUUACCAUGCACGUGGUUAAAGAAAACCAGGUCAGAGAGGUGGUGCGAGACUGGAAGUUUGCCGCUCAGGUCCUGGAUCGAAUGUUUCUGUGGGCCUUCCUUCUGGUGUCAGUUCUUGGAUCUGCUCUCCUUUUCAUCCCAGUCAUUCACAAAUGGGCCAGCAUCAUUGUCCCGACUCAUCCCGGCAGUACUCUCUAGAAACGUCUUUAAUCACAAUGGGAAAUGAAAGAAAAGCACAUUAACUGAUCUUCAGACCAUCUGAGACAUUUUAAUGACAGUGCAGACUAGUCACAACAUAUCUUUGCAUUUGAUUUCUGAGAUUCAAUUGUGCCAGAAAUAAUGCUGCAAUUCUGAACACAGUUAUGACUGGACAUGUGCAUUUUAUGGUAUUAUUUGUACUAUUAUUCUAAACUUGUUUCUAAAGAGCAGCUGGACAGGAAAAGCAACAAAAGAAAACAUAGAUACAUAUUCUAGUAGUUUAAAUCAUGACAACUGUCAUAGUAAUGGACAGGACAACAUAAUGCAGGAAGAACAUGUCCUUUGAGUAAAAGCAUGUCAUUAAUAUGGCUUUCUUUUUGUUUCAUUUUGUUCUAUUUUGCAUUUUUCUUAAUGCGUAGAUCUGCAGAAUAUUUUGCAUUAGGACACUUGUAAUUCUGUUGCAUAAUUUCAGCAGUAAAACGCUUUUUCUUUUUAUCAUAAGCUUUCUAAAAAGAGGCAUUCUGGAAAACAUUUUCUGAGCUAAACAUAAGAGCCUGUUUGCUGACUCCCUGCAGAUUUUCUUGGAAGGGCUUAAAGUUCCCCUGCAAUCUGUUUCCUUCCAGAGAAAACAUCUUAAAUUCCUUCUAAGCGUGGGUCACAUGUUGUAGUAAAAACAAAUUUCAGGCAUGAUUUUGGUCUUUGGGCUGCCCAACCAAAGUAUUGGAGAGCUACUGUAACAGAGUUUAUGUUGUAGAAUUCCACUUGCUUUAUAUUAUCAGUGCAAUGGGAAAUAGCGCCCUCCUCUCUGUGUGGCUGGUUAUAUGUUGCUGGCCCCUGUAAUCAGUGCCAGUCUAUGGAAGCUGCACGAGAGGUGAGUUUCAUUCCUCAACACACAGCACGGAAAAGUGUUAGAAACACAUAAAAUAUCAUUUUUAAUAACUUACACCAAUAGUGUGCGACUACUAUUUACAAUUUGUGUGCCUGGCACCAAUUUUGUACAUUUAGUUUUGUUAAUAUUGUGAAACACUUUCUGUGUUAAGUUAAAGCUACCGGUAACAUGACGCUCUGUUGUAGUGUGCUGAGGGAAGCUGAGCCAUUGCAUUGAUUCCAACCCAAUUUGUUCUCAUUCAGGUACAUCAAUUAUUAUUGUAUUUUUCAUUGAAUGAUGAAAAUAUUAAUGUUUUACUGUAAUCAGUGCCAGUCUAUGGAAGCUGCACGAGAGUGUGCUGAGGGAAGCUGAGCCAUUGCAUUGAUUCCAACACGAUUUGUUCUCAUUCAGGAAAUAAACUGCCUGUUCA
Poeciliopsis prolifica (blackstripe livebearer) is the source of this 3139-nucleotide messenger RNA. RefSeq names its product cholinergic receptor, nicotinic, alpha 5 (gene chrna5). Gene Ontology annotation, molecular function: acetylcholine-gated monoatomic cation-selective channel activity; transmembrane signaling receptor activity. The record is from RefSeq and is a predicted model, not a curated record. The coding region runs from base 330 to 1841 and encodes 503 amino acids. Gene Ontology annotation, cellular component: postsynaptic membrane; synapse; neuron projection. Lineage: Eukaryota; Metazoa; Chordata; Actinopteri; Cyprinodontiformes; Poeciliidae. The transcript has 9 exons. Gene Ontology annotation, biological process: regulation of membrane potential; nervous system process; chemical synaptic transmission.